Molecule: messenger RNA, 1743 nt
Organism: Stereum hirsutum FP-91666 SS1
Lineage: Eukaryota; Fungi; Basidiomycota; Agaricomycetes; Russulales; Stereaceae
Product: cytochrome P450
Exons: 10
Coding region: 44-1681 (545 amino acids)
Molecular function (GO): heme binding; iron ion binding; monooxygenase activity
Source: RefSeq, a predicted model, not a curated record
AGCACUCGACCUCAAAACUUCCCAAAGGCUGAAGGACAUCAGGAUGCUUACACAUUCAGCGGGCUAUUCCACGACAGAAAUUAUGACUUGGAGUGCGCUGGCGGGAUUUGCUGCCCAUGCCGUCUUUAGGGUUCGCGAGCCCCGCAUCGUACCUCUCCUCGCGGUUCUGUCCACUUCGUUCCUAGGAUUAUUCACAACCUGUCUCCUGGAUACUCGGUCGAUGCUAAGAUCAUUCCUUUUGACAAGUACCGCGCUUGCUUCCUUUGCUACCAGUCUAUAUGCGUCUAUGAUAGGGUAUCGAGUCUUCUUCUCGCCUCUGCAGCAUUUUCCUGGGCCUACUCUAGCGGCUGUCUCUAAGUUCUGGUAUCUCUAUCACUCGACGAAAGGGAGAAUGCCUCAGGUUAUGCGGGAUCUAAACAUACAAUACGGAAACAUUGUUCGAAUCGGUCCCAACGAGCUUACCAUCUUUUCAUUGGACGCGAUGGACGCGAUUCUCAGCUCCAAAGGGAAGAUGACCAAAGGUCCUUGGUUUGACAGUGUCUUCGCCAACAAGGGUGGAAAUUCAGUCCAUGCUCUAAAGGUACCCGGACCUCACUCUCAGCGGAGAAAGUACUGGGACAAGGCAAUGACGAGCGCAGCCAUGAAGGAGUAUCUGGUAUUCAUCAAGGACUGUCACAACCGUCUCCGUGAUCGUAUACACAACGAAUACGCUGAACAACCCGUUCAAGACAUUCGUCGCAUAAUGAACCACCUCGUUUUUGAUAUCAUGGGCGAAGUCGGAUUUGCACAGUCUUUCGGCAUGAUUGAUAAUGGAAAGGAUCAUAGCUACGUUCUCUUUGUCGAAAAAGCGAUGCAUGCCCUUUCCGUCGUUGCCGAGAUACCCUGGGUUAUCCCUAUAUUAGAAUUGUUGCCAAUAGGAAAAGAUCAAGUCGAGAUCGAAGCCCUCUCCAUGGCUGCGACUCUGAAACGCUUCGAACAAGGUCAAUCCCGGCCCGACCUGUUCUCGUACUUUGUACAGGAGGAUGGACAGCUCCACCCGGAUAUGACCAUGAAGGACCUAGAUGCUGAAGUUCGAGCGAUAAUCAUUGCUGGUUCUGACACAUCCUCUUCGAUGCUGACGUUCAUCUUUGACUAUCUCAUUCAAUACCCAGUCUGGGCGAAGCGUCUGCGUGAAGAAGUCGAUACUCACCAUCGUGGCCAUGGUGACUUUGAUCUCGAAGAGAUGCCAAUCCUCCACGCCAUCGUGAACGAAACUCUUCGCCUGCGUCCCCCUGUCCCUGGUCGUUCUCAGCGCAUAGUGCCCGAUGUAGGCGUUACUAUUUGCGGUCAAUAUAUACCCGCCGGCACUCUCGUUGGCAUCCCGCAAGGGCUGAUGAUGCGCGACGAGCGGUAUUUCUCACCAUCACCCGAGAUGUGGAGACCCGAAAGAUGGCUCAAACCUGACGAAGAAGAGAUCUUCAACCGUGCCGCCUUUAUCCCGUUCUCUUUCGGACCCUUCAACUGCUCGGGGAAGAAUUUAGGACUGCUGAUGGUGCGAUACUCUUUGGCCCGGCUUAUGCUGGAGUUUGAGAUUACGGGUUCCCCUCAGCAUGAUCCCGUUGAGUUCGAUAAGUCGAUUAAGGAGUUCUUUACUUUACAGAAGGGGCCUGUCUGGGUGGUGAUGAAGCCGAGGGAGACUUGAACCGGGAAUAAUGUGGACUUUAGCCUCUAUAUCAGAACAAUGCGAUGAUACACUUCCAGAAA